This is a messenger RNA of Parascedosporium putredinis, 489 nucleotides long. NCBI's taxonomy places the organism in Eukaryota, Fungi, Ascomycota, Sordariomycetes, Microascales, Microascaceae. The record is from the annotation of a GenBank genome assembly.
AUGCACACCAUCCCAGCACUCGUCAGCCAGGGGAUUUUCGAUAAGGACACAACGCUUUGGUGCUCGUGGGCUAUCAAAUCUGGCGGGAAGUCCGUCUGGUUUGGCGGGGAUACUGGCUACCGCGCCGUGCCAUAUCUACCCAAAGACAUCGAUGACUAUGGUCCCGAAUACGAGCACCUGCCGCGGUGUCCCCAGUUUAAACAAAUCGGUGAGCACCGCGGGCCAUUCGACUUGGGAUUGAUUCCAAUCGGCGCAUACUGCCCCCGCGCAGCCUUCUCACCGAUGCAUGUCAACCCUUUUGAUGCAGUCGAAAUCUUUUCGGAAACAAAGUGCGCCCGUGCUAUGGGUAUCCACUGGGGCACUUGGGUACUCACAUCCGAGGAAGUUCGAGAUCCUCCAAAGCUUUUAAAGGAGGCUCUUCAAAGGAAGGGCCUGCCUGAAACGGGCAUCUUUGAUAUUUGUGAUAUCGGGGAAAGUCGGGAGUUCUAA